This is a messenger RNA of Moneuplotes crassus, 2443 nucleotides long. NCBI's taxonomy places the organism in Eukaryota, Ciliophora, Spirotrichea, Euplotida, Euplotidae. The record is from the annotation of a GenBank genome assembly.
AUGAACCAAGUCCCCAUCAACAAUCUUCAGAAAGCAAAAUACUCGAAGCCUCCAAUAGCAAUCCCUGAAGAAAAGACCCCUGAAACGGCUGAGCAAGCUGAAAUUAAUCAGUUAAAAACUAAAAGAGAGCAAGAAGAACAACAAAUAGCUCAAAGGCAGAAAGAGAAUAUUGAAAACCUCAAAAAGAUGCUGAAUCAGCCAGAUAGCAAGGACAUUGUCAUUGAGGACCAAGAAGCUGAAAAGAAAACUACACCUAAAGUGAAGCCUCCUCCCACAAAGGAUUCCAUAGAGAAUUUAAAGGACAAAUUAGACUCCCAAAAAGAGGAGCAGAGAAAUCAUCAGCAAAAUAAUCAAGAUUUGUGAGAAAAAGAAGAGAAAAAAAAACCUAACAGACAUGAAAAUUCUAAGAUCUUUAAAACUCCUAGUCAUGAAACUCUCAAAGAGACCCUUUCAAAUCCAAAUUUCACUCCUGAAAAAGCAACUCUUGAAAAAUCUGAGUCUCAUCAACUAGAAGAGGUCCCAGAAAAACCAAUUCUCAAGAACGAGCUUUCGAAGAAAGCUCGUUCCAAAUCAAGGCAGAAGAAGGCUCUUCCAAAAACUAUUAAGAGGGUAUUUCCUCACUGUACAGACUUGAAAACAUGGAAGAAAAAGAAUAGGUUGCCUCAAAAAUUAAAGAUUUUCAAGAUGUUUGGAGGCUACCAGACUAUCAAAAAUACCCUUUAUGAUAAAGGCUGGAUCGAGAACAUGGACAAAAGCAGUGCCUGCUUUGACCUUCUGUGGACUAUCAAGCAGAGGGACAUCAACUUUGACACUCUGAGAGAUGGCCAAGUAGUUAACCAUUUCAAGAAUAAUGGAGUUAUCACCACCAAAAUAGGACUUUGCAGGAACAUCGGCAAAGUUCUUAACUUUAACAACGUUGAUGUUGACACCUUCUUCCCAAAAUGCUUCGCACUCAAAGACGAAGGAGAGUGGGAAGAAUUCCUACUCUACUACAAGCUUUGUAAAGCAGAAGGAAUAUUGAAAAAAUUCAAAAAUAAAGAGAUCGUUGACCCUGACAUGCUAGACGUCGCCAUGACAGUUUGUAGAAGAAACCUUCUUGAACUUGACGAUAUUAUUGAUAAGCCUUUCAAAAGUCUCAUUUCAGAUGAUGAGUGGAAAAUACUCAAGAAGAGCGAGAAAAGAUCCAAAAAGAACAACAGGGGAAAGAAGACGACAAGUUUAGUCCCAGUGAAGCGGAGUAAUAUUCAUCAGUCUCCAAAGCCUAUCCCAAAUAUUCUUAAUUCAAAAAGAGAUCCAAGCUACAAAUCUCCGAGUAUUGUCAAUCUGAAGUUGCCUGAGAUAGAGAAAUCUAAACUUUAUAGCACAGUUAAAGAGACUAAAGGGUUCUUUACAGAUUCCCAGGUUAAGAAAGAAGUCUUGAAAUCAAUGAUCGAGACUCAGAGACCUGUAGAAACCUUUCUGAAGGAGAAAUCUCUUGAUCAGCCAGAAGUAGUCCAAAACAACCCUCCUGAUAUGAAGAAGCCAUCUCAAACCAGCUUGAUGAGUGACAUAAAUACAAUCUGUGAGAGACUUGGCCAAAAAUUCCCCCAAUUCCACAUAAAUGGAGAAAAAUAAUAUAUGGAUUAUCAAACCAGCUGGACUCUCACGUGGAAGAGGCAUCCAAGUGUUCAGCAAUCUUGAUGAUAUCAUCGAGUAUACUCGAGGAAAGGAGAAGAACUGGAUUGCUCAAAAGUAUAUUGAGAACCCCAUGAUCGUCAACCAAAGGAAAUUUGACUUAAGAAUUUGGGUGUUUGUAUCUGACCUCAACCCCUUGACCAUCUGGUUCUGGAACAAACCCUAUGUGAGAUUCCCUGCUGCAGACUAUAAUGCUGAAAAUCUCAAAGAUAGAUUCGUACAUUUGACUAAUAAUUCAGUAGCUAAGUAUGCUAAAAACGUUGAAGUUAUCGGAGACGGGAACAUGUGGUACAUCGAAGAGCUCUCAGAUUAUCUAAAAUCUCAAUACGGCAGGGAUGUCUGGAAUGAAGAAAUCAAGGAAAAAGUAAAGAACAUCAUUAUUUAUUCCCUCCAAUCAGUGCAAGACCUCCUUGACACUAGAAAAGGUUCAACAGAGAUGUUGGGUUAUGAUAUUAUGAUUGACGAAAAUAUGACUCCAUGGCUAAUCGAAGUAAACUCGAGCCCAACAAUGGAGUUUAGUACUGGUGUAACCACCCACUUAGCCACUAAUGUCAUGCAAUCUGUUGUAAAAAUCCUUUCAGAUUACGUGAUGGCUCCAAAAGGAGCAAACAAAAAAGACAUAGACACAGGAGAUUUUGAAUUAAUUCACAAAGGGAAAAAGAUAACAGAAAAUGGAAUAAAUAAAUUCGGACUAGAUUUUUGCUGAGAAGGCAGAAGAAUUUAUCAUUAAUUAUUCUUCUUAGUUAAAUCAACUUUGCUUUCUUUAUUC